AUGCAGAGUAUCGAAGAGGCUGCCAGGGGAGCUCGCUUCGUUUGCUUCGACCUUGGCCGGUUGAGCGGCAUGGAUUGCACCUUUGCAGACCAAAUUCGCCUCUUGGUUUUGUCUCUGGAACGUGAAGGCACACGGAUUUUCCUCUCGUCCCUCCGGUCCAAGACGGUGUGGCGCCUUUUGCUGGCCCAUGGGGUCGUAGGUGAGAGUGCCCCGCAACGGCCCGUCUUUGUGACCUUGGAUCAGGCCUUACAGCAGUGUGAAGAGAUCAUUCUGAGCGAGGCGGGGAAGUUGCGCAAGGAGCAGAAAGACGAGUGGCCUUUAGAAGUUUUGCUGCUUGAUUACGUGGAAGGCUUUGUGUCUGACAAGGCUCAGGCCUCUCAGGCGGCCAAGGCAGCAGCGGCACGCUUUGAGCGCAUCGAGUUGAAGCGAAACCAGAUUUUGUUCCGAGGCGACGACCCUGCGAACGCCAUCUUUGUGGUGGCCAAAGGCAUUGUCGGAGCCUCAUCCAGCUUGGACUUUGCCAAGCAGCUUGGGCACUUCGGAGCGCUAUUGGCUUCUCCACAGCCAUUGCACCGGCCAUCCACUGAGCUAGAUGCUCCUAGUGAUGGCCAUGAGGAUUUCCCUUUCAUGGAGGAAUCGACCAUGCAAGAGCAUGACCAACACGGUGUAGGGGCCAUCCUGAAUGACACUGCCUUCUUCGCACGCAGGAAGUGUGGGGCGGAGGCAGCGGCGCAAAGCGAUGACUGUGUAGUUUUUCGCCUUCGCCGUGCGGCGAUGGAUGAAUUGGAGAGACAAGACCCCGUGGCAGCGGUGUUGCUGCAGAAAGUCUUGCUUCGAGACUUGUCACAGCUCAUGGCUCAAUUUCUGUGUCCCCUGCAAGCCGUUUCUGGCCUCAGUUAA
Messenger RNA from Durusdinium trenchii, 900 nucleotides. The record is from the annotation of a GenBank genome assembly. Lineage: Eukaryota; Dinophyceae; Suessiales; Symbiodiniaceae.